Molecule: messenger RNA, 4494 nt
Organism: Crotalus tigris (Tiger rattlesnake)
Lineage: Eukaryota; Metazoa; Chordata; Lepidosauria; Squamata; Viperidae
Gene: DESI2
Product: desumoylating isopeptidase 2
Exons: 5
Coding region: 492-1526 (344 amino acids)
Biological process (GO): protein deubiquitination
Molecular function (GO): deubiquitinase activity
Source: RefSeq, a predicted model, not a curated record
AUCUCUGAAAGAAAAAACAGUUUUUGGUAUUUAGGACAUUACUUUGCAAAAGAACUCUGAAUUCACGUCAGGUUUUUGGACUAAGUAUUCUUUAUAAUUCUAAACUAUUGUACCCGAUUAGGUCCUUGGAAGUCUCAGCCAAUGGAAAAAAAUGAAAUCUGUUCUGGCAAAAUAUUCUGUUUCCCAAGAGUUGGCAACUCUGGUUAUCUAGUCUCAUGAGUAAGCACCACUUCACGUUACCUAGUUAUCGACAAAACAAGUGGCGGUAAGGUUGCAAUCUUGAGCUAGUUAUCUAGUCGUGAUCCUUACAUAUCUUUGCAAUGUGGGAUUGCAGAGCAGCAUAAUAUUAUAUUUCACUGAGGACAGUUCAAGUUACAGCGAACCCUUAAACGUUCCAAGCCUUUUCCUCUGACAAAGUGGAAUGCGGAUAGAAUUCGUAUUUCACGUAUCGAGGUGCACUCCAAACGGGGCUUGGGCUCCUGCUGUAGUGUAUGCCGGGAAUUGUAGUUUGGCGUCCAUUUGCCCCCGUGGAAGGUGCGGCUGGCUUGAGAGCUUCUCUUGCAACGCUGGGACCGAGGUUGAGGGGAACACACAGCGAGUCCUCGGGGAAGGUUUAUUGCCGCGAUCUGUCGCCUGAAGACAGACCGGUGGGGUCGGACCAGCCAGGUCCCAGAAGCAAGCGGAGAGGCGGAGUCGUGCUGACUGGGUCCCGCUCGAGGCUCGCUUCUCCAUCUCUGCCUCGCUUAGCGCGAGGGCGAUUCCCGGCAGUGCAGGCCCGGCUUCCCCUUCCCCGCACUGAGGCGGCUCCAUGCGGCUGGCGGCCUCUUCCACCUCCUCACACUCCUCCGCAAGAGGCAGGGCGAGAAGGCGGCCUCCGCCCGCGAGCGUCCCGAGGGGGCCGCCGUCCUCGGCCUGAGAGGGACCCCCGUUUGAAAGGAGAAAGGAUGGCGAACCAGCUGGUAGUCCUCAACGUCUACGACAUGUACUGGAUGAAUGAAUAUACUUCCUCCCUUGGAAUUGGAGUAUUUCACUCAGGAAUUGAGAUAUAUGGCAGAGAAUUUGCUUAUGGUGGUCAUCCAUAUCCUUUUUCUGGAAUAUUUGAAAUUUUACCAGGCAAUGCAUCUGAAUUAGGAGAAACAUUUAAAUUCAAAGAAGCUGUUGUUCUUGGAAGUACUGACUUCAUGGAGGAAGAUGUAGAAAAAAUUAUAGAAGAACUUGGAAAAGAAUUUAAGGGAAAUGCUUAUCAUUUAAUGCACAAAAACUGCAAUCACUUUUCUUCAUCUUUAUCAGAGAUUCUCUGUGGAAGAGAGAUUCCUCGCUGGGUCAAUCGUCUUGCCUAUUUCAGUUCCUGUAUUCCUUUUCUCCAGAGUUGUCUACCAAAAGAAUGGCUUACACCUGCUGCCCUUCAGUCUAGUGUAAGUCAAGAGCUUCAGGAAGUCCUAGAAGAAGCAGAAGAUGCUGCAACAUCAGCUUCUCUGCCAAGUUCAGCAUCAGGAGCGAGAACUGGCCAUCAUGCUAAAAUAUAGGUUUAAUCCAAAGUUGUUAUUUUGGAAGCUUUUUCAAUAACUGGCUUCCCAUAUACAAUAGUAAAUAGACAUUUUAUGAUGUCUUUGGUUUGUAAUUAGAGAACUAAUUCAAACCCAUGGUGUUCUGCUCAGGAUUUUACAUAUAAUGGGAAAAGUGUCUUGAUGAAAUGGAAAGAACUCGAGAAGAACUCAAAUGCAAUCUUCAUUUUAAUCUAAUCAAAUGACUUGGACUAAUUGAGCAGACGUUAAACUGUUUACAGUAUUGUGUGCUGCUGUUUACAAAUCCCCGAGGGAUAUCAGCCAUUAAAAGAAAAUGAAUAAAUUCAGUACAGCCUGCAUAACUUCAUCAACAUCAGUGGAAGUACAGUAAUGGUCAAUGUUCCUUGCUACUGACUUGGAAUAAAAUAGGUUAGAGUAUGCCUCUUCCAACUCUUGUUGGUAUACAAGGAACUAGUGAAUACUACGUGUAAACAGGGUACAGAAUUAUCAAUACAAAGAAUUUUGUCUAAGAAAGAAAGAGUCUUACUAUUUAGCAGAAAUGUUCCUAAAAUGUACCUUCUAUGUCAUUUUUUUUCAAUUUACAAUGAGCAAAUUUAUAUUUUAUUACAAAUAUAAGUGCAUUCUUUUGGGUGAUAAAUUGCAGUCAUUUUAUUUCAAUUGCCUCAUGCUUUUAUCUGAUUUGUAGAUAUGAAAAAUCAUUCUGAAAUUUUCAGAUAAUAGUGCCUGUUUCACAUAUCAUUUAAAAUCUGAACUUUUAAGAUGAAUACAAAUAGAACAGAUAAAUUACAGAUUCAUAUAAACUUGUAGACAACUUAAUUUAGAACAUGGUAAAUAAUAGGUCAUUUGGAAACAAAAUGUGGAUUAUCCAACAGAUGUAAAGUAUUGUUAAAUAGAAUUCCAAUUUAGAAACUCCAAGAGAAGUGACAGUUGUAAUUGCCUUUCUCAGCAGCCAGAUUCAAACAAAGAAACCAAAUGCUUUAUCCAGCUCACUGGUUUUUGCCGAAUCAAUGAGUGUUUUAGAUGAAUAAGUUACAGACAUUUGUGUGCCAUUAAAAAGCAAUAUAUACUGUGUGAACUACAAAAAAAUCAGUUACAAAAAUAUUAGAGGAAUACCUUCUAUUCAACGUGUUCUGUUGAUGUGAUUUCACUGGGGUAGGGAUUAACAAUAGUACUGGCAUCUAAUUGAAAUUGGGUUCAGAUUUUUCUAAGAACCUUCCAAAUAUAUGGAAAGUAAUGAACUGGAAGCUGUGUUUAGACCAAGUCUUUCCAAGGCUUGCAUUAGUGAAGAACAUGAAUUCUUGUUAUUUUGACAGGCUUGCUAUUAUUACUUGUCUUAAUUGAGAAUAGCUCAAUUAAGCUAUUAGCUGUUCUUCUAAUAACAUCAUUUUAUGCUCCUUUGUGGAUAUGUUUACUAUUGCAAACAAUACUCAGGUAUGUAACAUCAUCCUGGUGGAAGUAAAAAAAAAAUCAUCUAAAAUGAAUAUUAAAAUAUUACAUAUUGUAGCCAGUCCUUUUAAUAAGCAAAUAAAUUAUCUUACUAUGUUUAUGAGUUAACCAGAGUAACUUUUACUGGUUAAUCUCAAAUAUAUCUAAUAUUUCAAAUAUAUCUAAGUCCCAUAGUCUGUGUUCUUUAACCAAUAAUCGAAAUUGGGUUUCUGAGAACAUACUUUUAAAAUCAUAAAAUGUUUCUUUGUAAAUUGAGAAUGGGAUAAUUUGGGUUUUCAACUAAUAUGGAAAAAAGAUUUCCUAGUGUGGGUCUCCAUUUAUUAAGGAAGUUGACAUGUUAACAAAGUAAACUCUGCUCCUAAUUAUCCAUAUGCUGAUGGGUAGCAAUUUCUCCACCCCUUUCAAGGAAGGGUGAUGCAUGUAUUUCUUGACAUUAUUUACCAGUGCCAUGAAAUUUUACCCAUCCAGAGUUGCUGGAACUAGCUUUAUCUCCAUCAAAUUUCUAUAAAGUAACUGGCUUUAUUAAUGACAUAAUUAUUUGAUAUUUUGUGUCUUUAUGGUUGUCCACAACUACAGCAUGUAAGGCAGGCAUGUCAAACUCGCAAUGUCACAUGACGUCGCACAACGUAUCGGGCCGGUUUUGCCAUUGCCAGCAAUGGGGUGGGCGUGGCUUCCACAUGAUGCGUCCGGCCCACGGGCUGGCAGUUUGACACCCCUGAGUAAAGAAUGCAAGGAAAUACAUGGCAUACUAAGUAGAAGCAAUUCUUUAAUAACAUGGUAGUUUAUUCUGAUUUUAUUGAACUUUUCUAUUAUACAUAUUGUGGCAUUUUAUAGUGACUGUAUGUCCACCAACAGCUGAACUCUGAAGCUGCUAUAAUAUCUUAGGGAAUGAUGGGAGUUCUAUAACUUAUCACGUGUGCUAUAUCAAUUCUACACUUGAUUCCUUGAACAACCUGCCAAAAUCUGCUUUCCUAACUAGCAACAGUUGAAGGUAUGUUUCACCAGCAUUACUACUCAGCAGGGAAUGCACUUCUCCCAGUAGCCAUAGUGUGCAUUAAAAACACUUUCUACCUAUAAUACUGGAUAUCUCAACCUUAAAGAAAAACGGGUAGAAUAAAUACAUUUUGGGUUCUCUGAUCUGCCCAAUUUCUAUUUUGUUUCUUAUCAAAGAGAAUACUGUAGCUGUUUGGUGUUUUGUCUUAUUAAAGCCAUUUUAAAGAUACCAUUCAUAUUUAAGAUCAAAAAUUAAUUGCCAAUAAAUGUCAGACUACACUACUUAACUGGAUGGUUUCAGUAUAAAAAUAUGGUGAGGUUCUUCUUGAAUACAUGCAAUACAACUCUGUUAACAACUGAUGUUCACUUUUAGGUGGUUAGUUUUCACCAACACAUUUUUGUAAACUAAAGAUAGGUUUACUGUAAUGCAUAGUAUUUGUAUGAAAAAGCAGAAGCUGUUGACUUUUGUUACAUUGUCAUGUUUGACUGUUAUAAACUUGAAUCCAUUAAUUUAUUAAAAAAGUGUUUU